Molecule: messenger RNA, 240 nt
Organism: Prunus armeniaca (apricot)
Lineage: Eukaryota; Viridiplantae; Streptophyta; Magnoliopsida; Rosales; Rosaceae
Source: the annotation of a GenBank genome assembly
AUGGUGACAAUUCCAUUGUAUAGUGACUCAACUUAUAUGUGUUUGUGUUCUGAUAUUUGCUCAAGGUUUGAUGAGUUGGAGGUCGGAGCUUUUGAGAUCACAUACCUUGUAGCUGACUAUCCUCCAUAUUUACUGGAAUCUGAUUUAGAUGUGCGUGUUAUGUAUUUGUCAUUAUUGAACGAGAAGAAAAAUAUUGUCACCAUCGCUGUCAAGGAAUGUCAGUUGCUUGAUGAGGGGUAA